This is a messenger RNA of Cyprinus carpio (common carp), 659 nucleotides long. RefSeq names its product rhomboid-related protein 2-like. NCBI's taxonomy places the organism in Eukaryota, Metazoa, Chordata, Actinopteri, Cypriniformes, Cyprinidae. Gene Ontology annotation, cellular component: membrane. The coding region runs from base 1 to 432 and encodes 143 amino acids. Gene Ontology annotation, molecular function: serine-type endopeptidase activity. The transcript has 4 exons. The record is from RefSeq and is a predicted model, not a curated record.
AUGGAAUGUGAAUGUCCUCUUUCAGGCUCUCUCGCCAGCUCCAUCUUUGAUCCUUAUAGUGCUCUUGUGGGUGCUUCAGGUGGUGUUUAUGCCCUUAUAGGAGGUUACUUCAUGAAUGCUUUGGUGAAUUUUAGGGAGAUGAUGCCACUUCUGGGAGUGUUUCGCAUCCUAGUAAUUGUUCUGAUUGUUGGAACAGAUGUUGGAUUUGCUAUUUACAGAAGAUUCAUUACUCACGAGGCUGGCAUAAAGGUCUCUUUUGUGGCUCAUAUUGCCGGUGGGGUAGCAGGCAUGACCAUUGGUUAUGUGUUUUUCACCAACUUCAAUAAAGCACUCCUGAAGGAUCCACGCUUCUGGAUGUGCAUUGUGGGAUACAUCGCCGCCUUCUUUUUUGCUGUAAUUUUCAACAUCUUCUUGUCCCCAGCGCCUGCAUGAGGAGCAUGUGUGUGUGUUAAAGUCAUGUAUCAGUUCACAACGGACAAUCAUAGCUUUUUAAAAGGAGCAGGUCUCAGGUCAAUAUGUCAGAAUAUCCUGUUGGUCUUUAAAGACUUUAAAGUUGUAUGCUAAUAAACUAUAUAUACAUAUCUAAAAGAAAUAAAUGUCAUUUUUGGACAGAUUUGUAAAAUUCUUUAAUAUCCAGAUAUUCAUUUGGUUUUGAAUAA